GUCCAGGUGAAGCUCCAGCAUCCAGACAUGUCCUGCUGCAACCCGUGCGUGCCCUGCCAGCCCUGCGGCCCGACCCCGCUGGCCAACAGCUGCAAUGAGUGCUGUGUCAGGCAGUGCCAGAGCUCCACCGUCGUCAUCGAGCCUUCCCCUGUGGUGGUGACCCUGCCCGGCCCCAUCCUCAGCUCCUUCCCUCAGAACACCGUUGUGGGCUCCUCCACCUCCGCCGCCGUUGGCAGCAUCCUCAGCUGUGAGGGAGUGCCCAUCAACUCCGGGGGCUUCGACCUCUCCUGCAUCACCAACCGCUACUGCUGCAGACCCUGCUAAAGCUGCUGCCAGCAUCCUCGGGCAAGGACCUCCCCGACCUCACACCAUGGAUCUGCACAGGAGAUAGAGCUUCGCGGCGCUGUUUCCUUCUCCCACUGUCCUCUCCAUUCCUUUCCUG
Molecule: messenger RNA, 442 nt
Organism: Pezoporus flaviventris
Lineage: Eukaryota; Metazoa; Chordata; Aves; Psittaciformes; Psittacidae
Product: feather keratin Cos1-1/Cos1-3/Cos2-1-like
Exons: 1
Coding region: 28-324 (98 amino acids)
Cellular component (GO): intermediate filament
Molecular function (GO): structural constituent of cytoskeleton
Source: RefSeq, a predicted model, not a curated record